CAUUUUUGCACAACCCACGUGUUUUAUAUUCGGUUGUUCGUUAAUUUCGUCAUGGAUCAUAUUAAAAAAGAUGAGAGAUUUUCCCAUAUAUCAAAGGAUCCAAAAUUCCGUAAAUUGGCCAGAAAGGAUAGAAAAGUUAAAAUAGACAAAAGAUUCCAUGGGAUGUUUAAAGACAAAAAAUUUAAAGUUACAUACACAGUAGAUAAACGAGGACGCCCGGUUAAAACAUCCAGUACUGAUCACUUAAAAAAGUUAUAUGAUUUGGAUAGUGAUGAAAAUGAAGAUGAUAGUGAAACUGAUGAAAGCCAAGACGAGGAUGAAAGUGAUGAAGAUGUAAGUGAAAAAAUUCAAGAUUCAAAGCAAAGAAAGAAAUUGAAGGAUACCAAUAAGAAAAGUGAGAGUAAGAGCAGUGAAGGAGAGGAGGAAGAAGAGAGUGGAAGUGACGAAGAAGAGGAGAGUGAAGAUGACGAAGGAAAGCUCGACCUUACCGGACCUGACUUAGCUAGGGGAGAGGGUGCCAUUGAUUCUAGUAGCUCAGAAGAAGAAUACGAAUUGGAAGAUGAACGUUUUGAUCAUGAAUGGGGAGAAGUAGAUAAAAAUGUUAAACGAUCAGAAGAAAUAACUUGCAGACUUGCAUGUUGUAAUCAAGAUUGGGAUAGGAUAAGGGCUGAGGAUUUACUUAUGAUUUUCAAUUCAUUUAAACCUUCUACAGGAGUAGUAAAAUCUAUUACCAUUUAUCCCUCCGAAUUUGGUUUACAACGUAUGAAACAAGAAGACCUUGAAGGUCCAAAAGAGCUAUUCGAGAAAGAGGAAAGCUUGGCUACUUCGAAUGAUCAAGUUGAAGGAGAAGACUAUCACAGAGAGAAAUUACGACAAUAUCAAUUAAAAAGACUUAAGUAUUAUUAUGCAAUAGUAGACUGCGAUAGUCCUGAAACGGCUAAUGCCAUUUAUGAGCAAUGUGAUGGUGUCGAAUUUGAGACAAGUUCGACUAAAAUGGAUUUAAGGUUUGUUCCGGAUGAUAUGACAUUUAGUGAAAACUUUAAAGCACGUGUUUCUGACGUUGAUUUACUAAAUUACAAGCCGAUUUUGUUCAAAACUACCGCUCUAAUGAGAUCUAAUGUUGAGUUAACUUGGGAUGAGACAGAUCGCUCUAGAUCAGCCAUUCUCAAUAAAAAAUUUAAGAAGGACGAAAUAGACAAUCUUAAUAUCAAAGAUUAUCUUGCAUCGUCUUCAGAGGAUUCUGCUUGCGAUGAAGAAAAUGGAAAUGAAAGUAAUGACGACGAUGAUAAUGAAAAUAUUAUUGAAAAAAAGAGAAACAAAUAUAAGGCACUUUUAGAGGAAAUUGAUACGAAAGAUGAGGAAAAUGAAAAAGAAGAUAAAAACGAUGUUAAUAUGGAAAUAAAAUGGAAUACUGGUCUUAAAGCUAAAUCCGAAGAAAUUGUCAAAAAAGCUAAAGAUGAUAAAGAAUUAUCUGUAUUUGAAAAAUACUUAGAAAAGAGAAAAGAAAAGAAAAAGCUAAAGAGACGAAAGACAGCAAUCAAAGAGAGUGAUGAGGGUGAAGAUGAAGAUAUGGAGGAAAACGGAUUUCAAGCAUUUAGUGACGAUGACGUAGGAGCAGAGUCUCCUCCACCCAAAAAGAAGAAGAAAGGCAAGAAGUCUAAAAUUGAAAAACGAGUACUAACAGCUGAAGAGGAGGAAGAGGAGAAAAAGGCUCAAGCAGAACUCUCUCUAUUAAUGGAAGAUGACGAUAAUAGAAAACACUUUAACUUAUCCUCAAUAAUAGAAGCCGAAAAGUUCUCUAAACUGAGCAACAGAAGAAAGAAAAAACUUUUGAAAAAGAAUAAAGAUCGAUUGAAACUUGAAAAAGAAUCACAGGACGACUUCCAAUUGAACCUUAAUGACGAUAGAUUCUCAAAAUUAUAUUCUAAUCCCUCAUAUAAUAUAGAUCCAUCAGCACCACAGUUCAAGAAGACCAAAGCUAUGGACAAUCUCGUCAAAGAAAAAAUCAAAAGAAGUAGUGAGAUCGUAAAUACUGAAAUUAAAAAAGUAAAGAAGGAAAAUAACGAUAUUAAGGCUUUGGUUGCAGCCGUUAAAAUGAAAGCAAACAAAAAGAAAAAGGCUAAAAGCUAAUUAUUAAUAGUAUAGUUUAUUUGAUUACUUCUUGUUUCUUAAGCUUGAGACAAAAUGUUCAGGUGUAUUUUACACUGUGUUAUAAGACUGUAUUUUUGUAAAAAUAAUACACUAAACUGAAUAUACAGUAAUUCUAAAGGAGGGUAUAAGAAAUAAAGAUGUCUAAAAACAUUAAGUACAUAUUUCUUUUAAAUUAUAUUAAUCAUUCCUGCUUUAUUCAUGCUUGCAGUACUUCCAGCAGCAAUUGGCUCCACUUGAUCAAUAGGUACUUUUUCUGGCUCAGGCCUCACUGACAAAUAAGGCAUGGAGAUAUUGGUCUUCAUCGGAGGCGCUCUUAUUAGAUCUCUAACGAUUACUGUAUGAACAAAAUGCGAUAUCCCAGCAAAUAUUGAAAAGAAUGUGCUAAGAAUAAACAAGCCAUAGGAGAAAGAAGGAUAGUUCAAAUAAGGGAAUGGUAGCCAGAGUCGGUCCAAUUUGAACAUAAUUCCAAAAACUAAAAUUGUUAUAGCCUUCAAAAUAGAACUUAUAAUGGUCAACGUAGUUAUGGAUUGGAUAAGACAAAUAGGUUGGGAUCUAUCUUGUAGCCCAGCCUCAUUAUUCAUACUGUCAUUUGCUCUUUCCUUAACCUUUAACCAGGCAAGAAAGCCCAAUAUUACAUUACAUAAUUCCAUUACGAAAGAAACAGUUACUGCAACUUGAACAAAAAUAAACCAAGGUGGCAUAAUCCAACCGCGAAUCUUAUAGUAUUCUGGAGCAAGAAUCCACCAGCAUCCGUGAUACGCUUUUUGAGACGUAUCGGCUGGUAGAACCAAGCCAGAGAAGCAUACCUCCCAAAGACCCAAUCGUCUGAACGGACUGUACACUCUGGGCCAGGAUAUAAUCCAAUAAGGUGUAGAGAAACCAAGACCAACAUUUAAACACGAGAGAAAGUUUAAAAUUAAGCCAGUUUCGAAUAUCCAUCUCCUCCCCUCUUUCCUAUUCAUUGUCUUAACCAUUCUUUCGUUUCUUACCCUAACGAAAGUAGUUCAAAGAAUGUAUUCACAGCUAUUGAACAAUAUUUUAGCUAUUUUCUUUCAGGUGGAGACUGAUCGUUCGAUUGUAUACAGGUAAGCAACAAUUGGCUGAUAAGAUUAACCUUUAGUAUGCACUACGUUUGCUAUCAUUUCAGGCAAAAAGAUAAGAGUCAUAUUGAAAAGUUAUUUAUUUACAUACAUAUAUACAUUUAUAUAAAUAAUUAUUACUCAAUCCAUAAAACCAAAUUUAAAUUAGAACAGGAUUUUUAGUUUUAACUUAGCUGAAAGUUGACGAAUUGACAAGUAGACUUUAUACUAUUAUUCUUUAUACUUUUAUAUUUUAACUAUAUUAUAUUUAAAAACAAUGAAAAACAUCUUAAAUAAGAUCAUAACAUUUUGUUCAAUUAUUUAGCAAUAUUUUGGACCAGUUUAGAAAAGUCUGUUUGAAAUUUUAAUAAUGUCUUGUCAAGAACACCGAUAGGAGGUACGCACUUCAAAACUUCUUAAAUUUUGUUCUAGAUGGCUCUACUAGUAUUUUAAAUUUGCAACGUGUUGGUCACGUGAUUCCGCGUAUCUCCACGUCACGGACAAUUCGACACAUCUUAUAUCCGCUAAACUUCUAUAUUCAAUUCUAUUUGCUUCUGAAAAAUCAGUUCAGCAUGGAUCAAUUGAUGCAAAUUGUCGAGCCAGCUAAACAAUUUACGAAAGAUUCAAUUCGUCUCGUCAAAAGAUGUACCAAGCCUGAUCGUAAAGAGUUUCAAAAGAUCGCUAUGGCGACUGCUAUUGGAUUCAGUAUAAUGGGAUUUAUCGGAUUCUUCGUCAAACUUAUCCAUAUUCCGAUCAACAACAUCAUUGUGUACGUAUAAUUACUUUUUGGUUUAUCCUAAAACAAAUCAGUAUAUUGGACUUUAUUAUUAUCAUGAUAUUCAAAUAGCAGUUUCUAGGUCAUACAAGUAACAAAUUAUCUAUUUAUAAAAACACCUAUGAAUCCUUCUAAACAAUUUAAAAGCUCUUUCAAAGAGAAUUUUAAAUUAGCAGGAAACCCCAAAAAAGGGAUUGUUACAUAGGAUAUACUGUAAAUUAAAUAGCUUAAAGUUUAUUUAAAAAUACUCAUAUAUUAGCUUGUAAUUUAUAAUAUAGAGACACCUAAAACACCAGUGUCUUUAUCUGCAUAUAUGUAUAGUUUGUAUACAUAAAUAACAUUUUAUAGGCUGAAUUAUUAAUAUUUUUUUGUUUUAUUUUUUCUUUAUACAGCGGCUCAUAAGGAUUUGAAAGAACUCGAAUUAAUUAGGUAGCACUAUUUGAAACAUUCAAUCAUCGUUAAUAAAUUGUUUGCAUAAUGGUUCAUCCGUAUCGGAGUUGUGUAUAUAAUUUAUGAAUUACAAAGUGCAUUCAAAGUAAAUCUAAACGAAAAAUUAUCAAUUUGAGGGCAGUUGUAAAUAUGUCUUGCGAAAUUCUUGCAAUAGUUUUUCUUCUUCAUUCUUCUUUCGUAGCAAUCUCUUAUCACUCCAUCUUCUGAUAAAAUAAUAGAUACAAACCACCAUUAGAGAAACAAUAACAUUGACCACUAAUAUGAAAAACAUGAACCGAACCCGGUGACCUCUUGGGAAUGACCGAAAUGUAUCGUUUUGUUCCGCAUCGCUACCUAUCGUUUUCGUCGUAUCGCUUUCACUAGACCUUUCUUUUCGACGUUGGUUAUGAUUAUUAAGCUAGAUUUGUGCAAGUAAUUAUAUAUUGCAAUGAAGGAAAGCUAGUUUAAGCACCUGUGACAAAGUUUUUCUGUUUGAUUUCUUGAUCUUACAUUUCCUCUUUAAUUCCUGUUCGUUGAACUCAUGCGUUUCCCACCAGCUCCAAUUUUGACAAGAAAUUCUAACGACAUCCUCUGUCGUUCUGUUCCUCCUUAGACUAAUCAACUUCAUUAACCAAGCAGACUCGCAUUUACAGCCAAUAACAUAUGGAAAUCGUAGAAUUCGAAUUCGUUUUAAAUAGCUAACAAGACCAUUAUUUAUGUUAACUAAGCGAAUAUUAGUUAAAAUGGAGAGCUCUUGCGUUAUUUUAAAGUUUAAAGCCCUCUUCCAGUUGACCGUUGAACCAGAAAUAGAGGACACAUUCAUGCGUAAAACCUGGUCAGUGAAUGAAUAUUUUUUGUUGCAGUCCUUUCCAGACAAUAUUUCGCUUAAUUCGUUUCUUUUAGAAGGAAAAUAAGAUUUAUAUAAUAUUUGCAUAAUGGAUUAUAUAAGAAUGAAUAAGUAAUAAAGAAAUAGAACUAAAUUAACUUUAAACCAUCCGUAAAAAUUAUAUUAAGUUGUUUUAUAUAGUUGAUUGUUAAUUUACGCGGUAAUUUACCAACAGCUACUAAAUUCAAUUCAUUAAUUUUAUCAAGAUGAAACUGGAAUUUUGCUGCAUUACUGGAAUCCGAGCAAUUACUAAUUGAUGCCUUAACUAUAGUAAUUCUAUCGUUGAAUAAAUUAUGCAAAUCAGUUUGAUCAAGACCGCCACACGUCAAAACGACUUCCGUAUAAUUUCCUUUCCUUGCACACUUUUCUCUCUUCAUCGAAGGACAAAUUAAUCUUAGUUUAUUAGAACUACAAUCGCAAAUAUUUUCUGCGUUUACUAGUUUAUAUAGAAUUGUAGUAAGAUUACAGAAUAGUACAAAUAAACUGCAAAAUUUACAAUCCAUCUGUCUUUUAUCUUUUGAAUUAUAAUUCAAA
Molecule: messenger RNA, 5854 nt
Organism: Dimorphilus gyrociliatus
Lineage: Eukaryota; Metazoa; Annelida; Polychaeta; Dinophilidae
Source: the annotation of a GenBank genome assembly